Messenger RNA from Vitis vinifera (wine grape), 2596 nucleotides. Its product is annotated as ubiquitin-like modifier-activating enzyme atg7. Bases 206 to 2341 code for a protein of 711 amino acids. Gene Ontology annotation, molecular function: Atg8 activating enzyme activity; Atg12 activating enzyme activity. Gene Ontology annotation, cellular component: phagophore assembly site; cytoplasm. NCBI's taxonomy places the organism in Eukaryota, Viridiplantae, Streptophyta, Magnoliopsida, Vitales, Vitaceae. The transcript is spliced from 15 exons. The record is from RefSeq and is a predicted model, not a curated record. Gene Ontology annotation, biological process: autophagy of mitochondrion; cellular response to nitrogen starvation; protein modification by small protein conjugation.
AAGAGAAAAACCAAUUCUAAGAAAUCGAGGAGGCUCGUUCACUUUCAUCGUCUCGCCCAAAUUGCAAAUUUGCAAUACCGGAGGUGGGGGAGAGAGAGAGAGAGGAAUCAGAUCCGACCCGAUCAGACUCGGAUUUCUUUUCUCACAGACCGUACCAUCUUUUGUGACGCAGAGAGCGAUAAAGUUGAAGUCUUUCUUGUCAGGUAUGGCGGGGCAGGAGAGCGGUGCCGUACUUCAAUUUGCGCCCUUUCAAAGUUCUGUUGAUGAGGGUUUCUGGCAUAGAUUAUCGUCCUUGAAACUCAACAAACUGGGCAUUGAUGAUUCCCCAAUUUCAAUCACCGGUUUCUAUGCCCCAUGCUCACAUUCUCAAGUAUCAAAUCAUUUAACUCUUCUUGCUGAAUCAUUGCCUCCUGAACCAAGUGAGCAAUCAUCAACUCCGCCGAUAAGUCGUGGGAACAGGAAUAGAUGCUCUGUUCCAGGCAUCCUUUAUAACACAAAUACAUUGGAGAGCUUCCAUGCCCUUGAUAAACAAAGUUUGCUAAAGGCUGAAGCAGAGAAGAUUUGGAAUGACAUUCAUUCUGGAAGAGCAGAGGAGGACUGUUCUGUACUCUCAAGGUUCCUUCUUAUCUCAUUUGCGGAUCUAAAAAAAUGGAGCUUCCAUUACUGGUUUGCUUUCCCUGCUUUGGUGCUUGAUCCUCCAGCAACCUUGGUUGAUUUGAAGCCAGCUUCACAGUGGUUCAGCCUAGAAGAGGCAGAGUCGGUGUCAGCAGCCUGUAAUGAGUGGCGUAACUCAAGCUCAACAGCUGAUGUGCCAUUCUUUCUAGUCAGUAUAGCUUCAAACUCACGUGCUACCAUUAGGCAUCUAAAAGACUGGGAAGCCUGUCAAGAGGAUGGCCAUAAGUUGCUGUUUGGUUUUUAUGACCCAUGUCAUCUUCCAAAAAAUCCCGGUUGGCCUCUUCGCAACUUCCUUGUACUGAUUUAUUCAAGAUGGAAUAUAAAAAAGGUUCAGUUUUUAUGUUAUCGAGAGAACCGUGGAUUCGCGGAUCUGGGGUUAUCCCUUGUUGGUGAAGCACAGAUUUCGGCUCCCCAAGAAUGGAGGGAUGAGCUGCAUGUUCCUAAUGUGGUGGGAUGGGAGCUUAACAGAGGGAAGAAAGUAUACAGGUGUAUUAGCCUUGCUAAAUCCAUGGAUCCAACUAGGUUGGCAAUAUCUGCCGCAGAUUUGAAUUUAAAACUAAUGAGAUGGCGUGCCUUGCCAUCUCUAAACCUAAAUAUCUUGUCCACCAUGAAGUGUCUUCUCUUAGGAGCAGGUACCCUCGGAUGCCAGGUUGCGCGCAUGCUUAUGGCUUGGGGUGUCAGAAAAAUUACACUACUGGAUAAUGGUAAAGUGGCUAUGUCUAAUCCAUUGAGGCAGUCCCUAUAUACAUUGGAUGACUGCCUUAAUGGUGGUGAGUUUAAAGCCUUAGCAGCAGUCAAUAGUCUAAAGCGAAUAUUUCCAGCUGUGGAAGCAGAAGGUGUUGUGAUGGCAAUCCCAAUGCCUGGGCAUCCAGUUCCUAGCCAAGAAGAGGAAAGUGUGCUGGAUGAUUGUAGAUGCCUUUGUGAAUUGAUUGAAUCUCAUGAUGCAGUUUUCUUGCUGACUGAUACAAGGGAAAGUCGAUGGCUUCCAACACUUCUUUGUGCCAAUGCUAACAAGAUGACAAUUACUGCAGCUUUAGGGUUUGAUAGCUUCUUGGUUAUGCGUCAUGGAGCUGGUCCUCUUAGCUCUACCAUUGACAAUAGAGCUGAAGCUAUGAAUGCUUUAUCUGCUGAUAUGAGCAAAUUUUCUCCAACUGACAGUGAUGGAGGGCAGAGAUUGGGUUGUUACUUCUGCAAUGAUGUGGUUGCCCCAGUUGAUUCAACUUCCAACCGAACUUUGGACCAGCAAUGCACUGUUACACGUCCAGGGCUUGCUCCUAUUGCUUCGGCUCUUGCUGUAGAGCUUUUAGUAGGAAUCCUACAUCAUCCUCAUGGGAUAUUUGCAGAAGGCGAUAUUGCAAACUCUAGCAGCAAUGGAAUCAAUGAGCAACCACUGGGUAUUUUACCCCAUCAAAUUCGAGGUUCCCUUGCUCAGUUUUCUCAGAUGACACUUGUGGGUCAUUCCUCAAAUAGUUGCACAGCUUGUUGUGAUACUGUGGUGUCAGAGUACCGGAAAAGAGGAAUGGACUUUAUCCUCCAAGCAAUCAACCAUCCAACCUAUCUGGAAGAUCUCACUGGAUUAACAGAGCUGAUGAAAUCGGCAAGCUCGUUCAAAUUGGACUGGGAUAAUGACACGGAUGCUGAUGAUGAUGAUUGUGUAGAAAUCUAAGGUAUUUCUUUUGAAAUAGCUAAGCUGCAACUGGUCCAAUUCUCUUCAAUUGUACAAAAACCAAAGUAGGAAAGCAAACCCCUAAUUGAUAUUCUUUCUGGGCUUGAUCUUUAGACUUCAGUAGUGUUUGAAAGAUUCCCUGAAAAUUGAUUCAGGUGCUCUGUGUAUGACAUAGCAAUUGAGCAUACUAAUCAUGUAUCAUGGAGAUACUAAUUGUUAGUGUCGGUUAACGUAUUUAUGGAUCUUUUAUUCUCA